Messenger RNA from Rhinichthys klamathensis goyatoka, 1914 nucleotides. RefSeq names its product aryl hydrocarbon receptor interacting protein-like 1 (gene aipl1). The transcript is spliced from 6 exons. Gene Ontology annotation, molecular function: peptidyl-prolyl cis-trans isomerase activity; protein binding. The record is from RefSeq and is a predicted model, not a curated record. Bases 175 to 1596 code for a protein of 473 amino acids. Lineage: Eukaryota; Metazoa; Chordata; Actinopteri; Cypriniformes; Leuciscidae.
UGGGUGUAGUGUGAAAAUGCUGAGGAAAGCCCUUCUGAGGAUGAGAGGGUGGGGCUGUUGGGCCUAAUCCUGUUAUCCCGGCCUUCUUAAUCCAGCUCCAGUCAGUCUUUACACCUCUUCAGUCGCACAAUACAAAUACAAACACACUUCCAAUACAAAUACAUCACAUACAUCAUGGAGGACAGCGUUAUGCUAGGUGUUGAAGGGAUCAAGAAGACCAUCUUGCAUGGAGGGACCAGAGAGAAGCCCAAAUUUAUCACAGGAACUAAGGUGACGUUUCAUUUCCGCACACAGCUCUGCAAUGAUGAUCGCACCGUGAUAGAUGACAGUAAGAAGGCAGGUAUGCCCAUGGAAAUGGUGAUCGGGAACAUGUUUAAACUGGAUGUCUGGGAGACUCUGCUCAUGUCCAUGCACAUAGGGGAGGUGGCUGAGUUCUGGUGUGAUGUCAUUCACACCGGAUUGUAUCCAAUAGUGGCUAAGAGUCUGCGGCGUAUCGCAGUGGGGAAAGAUCCGGUGGAUUGGCACAUUCACACCUGCGGGAUGGCCAAUAUGUUUGCCUACCACAGCCUGGGCUAUGACGACCUGGACGAGCUUCAGAAAGAACCACAGCCUCUUAACUUUGUAAUGGAACUUCUCAAGGUACAGCAGCCCAGUGAGUAUGACAGAGAGUCCUGGGCUCUGAAUGAUGAGGAGAGGGUGAAAGCGGUACCUGUGCUCCACGGUCAAGGGAACAAGCUCUUCAAACAGGGCCGAUAUGAGGACGCCACACUGAAAUAUAAAGAAGCCAUUAUGUGUAUCAAGAAUGUGCAGACAAAGGAAAAGGCAUGGGAAGCUCCUUGGCUAAAACUGGAGAAGAUGGCCAACAUGCUCACUUUAAACUACUGUCAGUGUCUGCUGUGCAUGGAGGAGUACUAUGAGGUCAUCGAACACACAUCUGACAUCAUCAACCAGCACCCUGGGGCGAUGAAAGCCUUCUAUCUGCGUGGCAAAGCGCACAUGGAGGUGUGGAAUGAAGCCGAGGCCAAAGAUGAUUUCAUGCGAGUGCUGGAUCUGGACCCUGGCAUGAAAAAGACAGUCAAGAAAGAGCUUGCAGUUCUCAAAAUGAGAAUGGAAGUAAAAAACGAGGAGGACAGACUGAAGUACAAGGGCAUGUUCGCAAAAAUAGCAAGAGAGGAAGAGUCUCUAGAGCUGGAGAUUCCAGAGCAAACAUCACCAGCACAAGAGAGUCCAGAGGAAGAAACUGCUGAAGAACAAACAAACUCAAUGCAAACGUCUCUAGAGCAAAUAACUUUAGCACAAUCAGGUCCAGAACAAACACCUUCUGAGCUAUUAAGCUCUGAUCAUGUGAUCCCAGAACACAACAACUACUCAUCAACUCCAGAACAAACUACCAGAGAAGCUGCUACUCCAGAACAAUUGAACGCAGUGCAAAUACUUCUGGAGCAAUCAACUUCUGAGGAAACAUCUCCAGAGCAUGCAACUCCUGAGCCAACAUGUCCAGAACAAGCAGACCAGGACCCAGUGUCUUCAGAUUCAGAACAAAUGACUCCUGCUCAAAUGACACCAGAAUACUCAACACCUGCAAAUGAACCUUAACAUCACAACUUUUUCAUGAGAAGAGCAACAAUGAUGGUGUGGGGUCAAGCCGAAUCAUUUUGACCUGUUUUACUUAGUAAUGCUUUGUAUUUUACAUAAUGUAAGACUUUAUCAUAGUGACUGUAGUUUUGCCAAUCAUCCAAUAAAAUAGGCUACUCACUAAAUUACUAUGUUGUGGAGCUAACUGGUCAGUCGCAUUUUGUGUCUCAAAACAUGAUAUUCAUAAACUUGAUGAUAAUUCCUUCACAUGUGCACCAGUCUUUAUGCAUAGGCAAACAGUCUUGUAAAGAAUUAAAUAAUAUCAAAUGUAAUAAUUAA